UUUUCCUCAUUGGAAAAAAAUAAAGGUCAGAGUCAGACCCACACACAUCGCUCUCUUCUCUCUCGCCACCCUCUUAAAACAACAGCGAGAGAUGGGAAGAGGGUUGUGUAAGUGUUGUUUAUAUAUUAAGCAAACGAGAAAUCGAACCGAAUAACUGGAAUCUACUCCACCACACAAAACAACUUUCGGAACAUUUUUUAUUAUUUUAUUUUCUAUCAAAAUCAAAAUAAAAGAGAGAAAAAAAAAGAAGAGAAAAAGGCACCCUCGUAUCGUAUGUAUACAUUGCCCACACCCAGCUCCCUCACUUUCUUUCACAUUUUUAACCUUUUUCUCUCAUUCCUCGCCACCCCUAAUAUCUUCUCUCUUCAAAACCCCAUAUAUCAUCUUUUCUUCAUAUUCACUCUUUGUCACCAUCUGGCCUCUUCUUCUUCUUUUUCUUCUUUUUGUUUCGUUUGGUGUUGGUGCUGGUAAAGAUGACAAGGAUGACGGUGAAAGAUGAGUGGGUUCGGGCGGCGAUGACGGAUGACAACGUGGUGGUGGAGUUGUUGGUGAGGCUCAAACAAGCGCAGGCGGCGCCACCGGCUCCGAAAUCUGCGGUGGUUGCACUUAAAUGGGGGAUACGUCAGCCGAGGUCUAAAUUUAUGUUGAUGCGGUGUGACGCCAAGAGAGACGGAGAUUUCAACGUUAGCACUAGACGUAGCCCCACUACGCCCCUUUCUUGGAGUGGUGGCAGCGGCGCUGCAUCUCCUUCCGCUGCCGAUAGCUUUGAAGAGACCAGUAAACAAGUCUUACGCUCCCCACUAGCCGCACCUUCCAGAUCCAAGGGCGUUGCUGCUCAUGAAACCACUAGCACAACCACUAAGAGAUCGAGAAGAAAGAAGACUUUUGCUGAACUUAAGGAAGAGGAGAGUCUGCUCGUGAAGGAAAGUAUUUAUUUGAAAAAGGAGAUAGCAUCAAUGCGUGCUACUUGCAAAGAACAGAGAGCCAGGAAUGAGAACUUGAAAAGAAUCAAGCGUGAUUUGAACUUGAGCACUGCAAAGAAUGAACCUGAGGAAGUACCUUCUUGUCAACCCCAUCCACGUGUACCCUCGUCUCUUGACUAUGUUAUGUCAACUUCACCCUCACAUGCCAUUGAUGAUUGCAAAGCCAUGUUAGAUUCUUGCAAUAUCGGAAAGGCCUUACUGCCUGAUCUCAAUAUGAUGCCUGUUGAAGAUGAAUCUGGCGCUGAGACUUUACAUGGGAGUAGCUGAAAAGAUGAGUUGACUACUUUUCCCUUCUCACAGCCGAAGGUUGUGAGGAAAUAGGUGGUCUUGCAGGAAAUUAGUGACACUGGCCAAGGCAAUGAACUGUUGUUGAUUAACUCAGGCCAAGCGACAAAAUCACAGUUUGAGCAUGCUCCAGUCGCCAACCCUUGAAAAGCAGAAGAAGAUGACCAGCUACAGAGAAGAUAUUGAGGGCAGUGUAGAAAUCCAAGCUCCUCCAAUAUUCGUUGGGGGUUAACCCUCGUUACUUGAUGUUUACGGAUUUAUAUAGAAAAUAACUGUGAUUCUUUGUAGGUGUAACGUGAUGGCUUGGCCCUUUUAACUUGUUAAAAACUGAUUUCAGAAAUUUGUUGUUACGAACUCUGUUUUCAGCUCCCUUUUUUCAAUUAUUAUUUGGAACUCGGGGACAGGAUCGAUAUUAUUUCUAUAUAAUCUUCAUGGCUAGUCAAAUUUCUAUAA
Messenger RNA from Gossypium arboreum, 1721 nucleotides. RefSeq lists its product as uncharacterized. The transcript is spliced from 5 exons. The coding region runs from base 474 to 1250 and encodes 258 amino acids. NCBI's taxonomy places the organism in Eukaryota, Viridiplantae, Streptophyta, Magnoliopsida, Malvales, Malvaceae. The record is from RefSeq and is a predicted model, not a curated record.